CACAAUUAACAAGUCUGCAUAUCGUUAAUGUGUGCUAGCAAAAAUAUUCCUGUACCAGAAAAGAUGAGAAAUGCGAUUUAUUGUGUUUUCGUACCUUCGUACAUAUCUUUCGGUUACAUGAGACUGAUCAAAUUGCAGUACAAGAUGUUACUUACCGCUAUUUGGAAGGAUUGGUCAACCGAUAGUCACAGUAACGAAUUUCACAUUAUGGCCGAGUACGCCAAAAAGGGAGCACUCCUUUCUUGGUUAGACUGUGGAAUUGGUGUUGUCUGUAUCUUAGUUUUCUUACAGUUAUUGUUAACGCCAUUAGUUUUGGACAUAAUUUCACCAAUGAACGAAACGCGGGAUUUAAUAUACAUUUAUCCAGCUUAUUAUUAUAUCGAUGACCGGAAGUAUCGUGCAAUUAUAAAUUUACAUAUGGCGUAUACAUAUAUUUUAGGAAUUAUUGUGUAUAUUGGUUGCGAUACAAGUUACAUGUGCAUUGUGCAACACGCCUGUGGACAAUUAGCAGUGGCUGGACAUCGUUUCAAGAAUGCGAUUUUUGAUUUGUCUAUUGUCAAUAAAACGAGUGCCAUACAGGAUGAGAUUCAUGAAAGAGUACUUCGUUCGAUUCGACAACACCAACAUGCUAUAGAUUACCUGAAAACUAUUCAAAGCAUUCAUUCUACUUAUCUUUGCAUUUGCAUCGGUUUGGUAAUGGCAACUUUCAGCGUCACGUUAGUAAAGGUGAGCUCUUUAACGUGCAAAUUCACACAGUUUGACAGUAAUUGUAAUUACCGUGCUUCAAAACAGGUUGCAGCACAAUCAGAAAUUUCUGCGGAGUCUAUCAAGGACGUUGUAUUUCUCUCAUCUCAAUUGACACACAUAUUUCUAUUAACGGUACAAGGACAAUUCGUACAGAAUGCGAACGAUGAAGUUACCGAAUCGAUAUAUGACGCGUUAUGGUAUAAUUCUAAUAAUAAAACGAAACUAUUGUUUGUAUUAGUACUAAGAAAUUGCUUAAAUCCUCCCACUUUAUCAGCUGCUGGAUUAAUUAUCUUGGAUUUGAAGAGCUUCUCAGAGAUUAUAAAAACAUCUGUUUCAUACUUUACCGUAUUGAAAUCUAUGUAAACCGUAAAAUACUCCCGACAGAGGCAAUGAAAAACAAUACUCCAGAACAAAGAUUAGUGGAUAAAAUACGAAAAUAAUUACAGUUAUUCUUAUUUUUAAACUACUAACCAUUUUUUGGUUUUAUCCCCACUUAGUGAUGCUUGGUGAGAAAAUAAUUUAUGCUAAAUUUCAGAGUGAUUAGACAACAGGAAUCUAUACCACAUAUAAGUUGAAGUUUUCAAGUUUUAAUGUUUUCGCAUUAGUUAUGAGCAUAAUCGUGUUUCGUUGUUUUGGAAAUAUUAAGGAAUGUUUUAAAAUAAAAGCACAAUGUCUAAGAUC
Molecule: messenger RNA, 1428 nt
Organism: Bombus impatiens (common eastern bumble bee)
Lineage: Eukaryota; Metazoa; Arthropoda; Insecta; Hymenoptera; Apidae
Exons: 6
Coding region: 28-1110 (360 amino acids)
Biological process (GO): sensory perception of smell; detection of chemical stimulus involved in sensory perception of smell
Cellular component (GO): plasma membrane
Molecular function (GO): odorant binding; olfactory receptor activity
Source: RefSeq, a predicted model, not a curated record